This is a messenger RNA of Mucor mucedo, 1067 nucleotides long. Its product is annotated as PapD-like protein. The record is from RefSeq and is a predicted model, not a curated record. The coding region runs from base 298 to 966 and encodes 222 amino acids. NCBI's taxonomy places the organism in Eukaryota, Fungi, Mucoromycota, Mucoromycetes, Mucorales, Mucoraceae. The transcript has 5 exons. Gene Ontology annotation, biological process: endoplasmic reticulum membrane organization. Gene Ontology annotation, cellular component: endoplasmic reticulum membrane; plasma membrane. Gene Ontology annotation, molecular function: FFAT motif binding.
GAAAAAAAAAGAAGUUAAGUAAUUUUUUUUUUCUGGGGAAUGCUUUAUUUAUAUUUGAUCCACACUGUCUGUGUAAUCUAUUAUGUAUGAACGCGCGAGAAAUGGGGGGUGGGUUGAAAGACGCGCAGAAUCGUGACUUUUAUAGACAAGGAGAAAAAUCAUGUUACUCACUUUCAUCAAAAAAAUUGUGGGUCUCCCAAAUCCAUUCAGACCCAGUCAAAAUGGGAGAAGAAAAUGUAAACAGUUUUUUUUUUUUUUUCUUUUUUAUUCUUUUUUAAUCAUUAUCACACCAUAACCAUGUCCAUUAAAUUAGAUCUUGAAAACUCGAUUAGUUUUGAACGCCCUUUAACACGUGUUGUCAAAAAGAAUAUUCGUAUCGAGAAUCCUCAUGACACACCUUUGGCUUUCAAAGUCAAGACAACUGCACCAAAGUUGUAUUGCGUUCGACCCAACUCGGAUAUUAUCCCACCUCGCGGUAUCGCUGAAGUUCAAAUCAUGCUUCAAGCACUCAAGGAAGAACCUGCUUUGGAUGCUAAAUGCAAAGACAAGUUUUUAAUCCUUAGUACACUUGUUGAAGGACCCUUAACCACCAUGAAUGUCACGGAUUUGUGGAAUUACGUCGAGAGAGAGCAAAAGGGCAGUAUUAAGGAACGCAAGUUGCGUUGUACAUAUAGCUUACCUGGACAACCCAGUGCUGCUCCUUCUGCACCUGUUGUCGCUGCUGCCACCACCACUGCUGCUGCUGCUGCUCCCGCUGUUAAACAGACACCAAAAGAAACCGAAGACGAAAUCAAGAUGAGAGAAAUGGAAAGAGAAAUCUCGAAAUAUAAAAAGGAGUUGGAAACAUUACGUGAACCCACUGUUGUUCAUGAAAAGGUGAUUGUUCAAACAAAUUCUUUCCCAUAUGGAGUUAUUAUUUUGUUUGCUUUACUAGCUCUUGCUGUUGCUUAUUUCUUGAAUAAAUAAGUUUGCCGAGGUUGAAGGACAUUGGGAAGAGAGAAGGGAAAAAAAAAAAAAAAAGAGAAAUAUCAAACAUACAAACAACGGUUUUUUUUUUUUACAUAUAC